Psylliodes chrysocephalus is the source of this 1249-nucleotide messenger RNA. The record is from the annotation of a GenBank genome assembly. Lineage: Eukaryota; Metazoa; Arthropoda; Insecta; Coleoptera; Chrysomelidae.
AUAUUUUCACAAUGAAAAUAAUUGUGACUCUAAAACAGUUGACCUACGUUAAUCUGAUGUUAGACUAGAUACCAAUUUAGGUAAUUUCUAAUCUGACAGUUUCAAUUUUGACAAAACACAUUUGCGCAAUUAACUGAAGAAUAGGGAUUUCAAUGUAAAUUUAGGAGUUAGAAUGGCAGAUACUGUAGAUAAUAAAAACCAGCACGAAGUCCUGUACUGUCCAGAAGAAGCAGACUGGGAAGGUUACGUGAAAUACCACGACAUCAAUUACGAUUGGGGUGACAUUUUAGCUUUAAAGCGGGCCAAGAAGAAAGCCGGCUUAUGGAACGACUACAAAAAACCACCGACUCCAAACAGUAACGCCCAUCUCAUCUAUAACCAUCGAUUCCUAAAAAUACCGAAUCUAAAUCCGAGCCUCUACAACAACAAUUAUUCUCUCCUCAAUAACGAUUUAGCCAGUCAGAAGAAGUUACUCCACAGAAUGGAGGAAACGUACUGGACUAAUUGGAAACCUAGUAAACAUAGAUCCCCGGAAACUACGGUUAAGAUUAGGCGGCCUAAACCGCAACCCGAAGAUAGGGAAUUUCACUGCGAAGAAGACCCAGGGCGUCAAUUAAUUGAUUUCUUUGCUAGAGCAAAUUUUUCUACCAGCACUGUGUCUGCAGAUGAUCACACUUUCAAUAUCAGACCCAAAACCUGUAGGCCCAAACCGAAAACCAAAAAAGCUGGCAGUCCUUUUCCGCUAAUAUUACCAGAAGAGAAGAAGAAUGAAACGCGAACAGUAAUAGAAGAGACUUCAAGAGUUAGCACUCCGUUGAGUAACGGUAACAGAACUUACAGCGUACGUUCCGACGAUGACUGUCGUCGCACCACCGCAAUAUCUCUGACUCUAAGCCAACAACCGUCUCAUAUCAGCAUACCGCCAGAUAGCGACGAUGAAGGCAGUACUACAAAAAUAAAGACCUUUAGGCAUAUAGAUUCGUUGGUGUUAAGUAGACGGAGGCAAGACGAACCUAAAGAACAUUUCCAGCAACCCAAAUGCAUAAAAUUGUAUAAGAAUAAACCCAAAGGUGGGACAUAUCCUUUGAAGCCUUUGGCGAAGAAGGAUACCAGCGCUAGAGGCAGUUUUCGGUUGGCUGCACCUGGAAGUCCGAUCCUGGUGACUGGGAGUUCGUUUGGUGCUGGGAGUUGUAGGCGUGGGAGUAGAAUUUGAUAAUGAAAUUGUUUGUAAUAAAAUGUAUACUUUGUA